AUGUUAAAAUAUCUGGCUGGCAUUUUCGCUAAGCCCCGUGAUGAUUAUGUUGAUGGCCGCAUAUUUAGCCCUUUAAAGUCCUCGAUCCGUAAUCAUAUUUCGCACAAAAGGAAAUGUAAAAUGCCCCGAAAAAAUUCUUUAGUCAAGAUCGCGCACAAUCGUUGUGCCUCCAAGCAGUGCCUUCAACCACAUCCAGCCAAAUUUGCGCGUCCUUUGACGUACCAUGUCCGAGCAAUGGUGGGCAUAUCUCCGCAGAGUUCUCAAAUGGCCGUGAGUGUGCCGGAAAGUUAUAUUAUCAAUGUGCAACUUUCUGAGGAAAAUGACAAUGACUCACAAAACGACGAGUUAAAUGGGCCGGGGCAUGGGCUGGUCGUGAAGCAAUUGGAAGCACCGCCUGUAUCACCCGUGCCAACUUUGCACCAUGCGAACGCAUCGCAGUCGUAAAGGAUAUUUAUUAUGGACACC
This is a messenger RNA of Drosophila willistoni, 465 nucleotides long. RefSeq lists its product as uncharacterized. Bases 1 to 444 code for a protein of 147 amino acids. Lineage: Eukaryota; Metazoa; Arthropoda; Insecta; Diptera; Drosophilidae. The transcript is spliced from 2 exons. The record is from RefSeq and is a predicted model, not a curated record.